AAAAAAAGAAAGAAAGGAAAUGGAUCCAUUAGCAUUAAUUAGAGAAACCACAGCAUAUGUAUCAUCAUUAUCAACACAUGUCAAAAUUAAUGAACAGGAAUUAGUCAGAGAAUGUGAAGAUUUUUUAGAAAAACAUAAAAUCAAACCACACAAGGAGAUUUGGGCAGAUAAUUGGUUCCAUUAUUGUGACAUUGAUAUCGAACACGAAUCAAGCACAUUUACAGAUUUAACAGCAAAAUAUAUUUUAGUUUUAGAUACAUUAAACUUUUGUUUUUGGCCAGAAGAGGGUCUCGAAUACGAACAUUUAGCAAGAGGUUUAAAGAAUGUACUCAUUGCAAAUCCAAAAGCUUUCGAUGCAGAUCAAUUAGCCAAAGUUACCACUGAAACAUUACACAACUGGUUUGGCAGAGAAUUACCAAAUAUCUCUGAACGUGUUAGAUUAGUUAGAGAAGUUGGUACCGUUUUAUUAGCCCAUUUCAAUGGUAGUAUUAAAGAAAUGAUUUUAGCUGCUAAAAAUAAAGCUUCAGUUUUAGUCGAUCUUAUUACCUCAUACUUCUGGGGUUUUAGAGAUAGUGCUGUUUAUAGAGGUAAACAAGUUUUCUUUUAUAAAAGAGCUCAAAUUUUUGUUGGUGAUCUUUGGGGUGCUUAUCAAGGUAGAGGUUUAGGUAAAUUUGACGAUAUUAAACAAUUAACAAUGUUUGCAGAUUACAGAGUACCACAAAUUUUAGAAUCAUUAAAGGUUAUUGAAUAUUCACCAGAAUUAAAAAAGAUGAUUGAACAAAAACAAGAAAUACCAUAUGGUUCAGAAAUGGAGCUCGAAAUUAGAGCAGUUACAGUUCAUUGUGUUGAAAGAAUGAGAGAUUACUUUAAUAAACAUCACUGUGAGCUUUUAGCUUUAGAAAUAGAUUGGAUGCUCUGGGGUAGAGGAGAAGCCAUGUUAGAUAAAUUACCACCACACCACAGAACUUUAACCAUUUUUUAUUAAACAAACAAAUAAACAAAUAAAUAAAUAAAUUUU
Molecule: messenger RNA, 1018 nt
Organism: Dictyostelium purpureum
Lineage: Eukaryota; Evosea; Eumycetozoa; Dictyosteliales; Dictyosteliaceae
Exons: 3
Coding region: 20-985 (321 amino acids)
Source: RefSeq, a predicted model, not a curated record